Macrobrachium nipponense is the source of this 4472-nucleotide messenger RNA. RefSeq names its product protein krueppel-like. NCBI's taxonomy places the organism in Eukaryota, Metazoa, Arthropoda, Malacostraca, Decapoda, Palaemonidae. The transcript is spliced from 3 exons. The record is from RefSeq and is a predicted model, not a curated record. Gene Ontology annotation, cellular component: nucleus. Bases 206 to 2050 code for a protein of 614 amino acids. Gene Ontology annotation, biological process: regulation of gene expression.
GCAACCAGCCUACUAACUAUACGUGACUGUCUCUGUCUCUGUCUCUGCCUCUGUCUCUCCUGCUGUCUGUCCUGUCUCUUGGUAGAGAUUCGCUCUUGCGACCCUGUUUCUGUCCAGCGAACAUUGCUUGGUUGUCCCUUGGAUUCCUACUAAUUCCUUUACCAAGGAAGAGUGAAAACACGCAGCGCUACACAAGUUUCGUACGAUGUAUCAACAUCGACUCCCAGUCGCUUUCGAAGGGCUGGUAGGAGGAGUGGGGCCAGCCACAGACACGUGCCCAGUUAUGAAGGACAGUGGCGACAGUGAGAAAGACCCUGCCAGCGGUGGCCUAUCUCACAAGACUGCCGCGUCAGACCUAGGCCUUGGUCUGGGAGCACACCUUGGGUCUACGCGACAUUUAGCGAGCUCCCAUCACCACUUGGCAGGAAGUGGUGGGAGGUCACUGCCUGGAUUUCACGGAUUCCAUCCACUUCAAUUAGCUGCCCUCUCCUCGCAGCAGCAAGCAGCCGCAGCGGCCGGCUUACUUUACCCGUCCUUAAUAAGGCCUAAUCUUAACCCAGCCACAUUUAUGGCUUCACUUGCAGCUGCAAGGUCAGGUCACCAGUUCCUAGCAGGUCAGCCACCUUCAGGUCUCCCUCCUGGCCUGCCACCAACUUCAGGGAACUUAACUAGUUUGCAUGCAACACUAGCAGCGACAGAUUCUUCGCGACAGAGAAAUCUGAUGAACAGCGUUUCUGGGAGUGACUCUGCUCGUCAGAGGGAAUUACUGGCAACUCUGUCCAAACUCGCUACUACCUCAGCAAGUGCUUACCUUCCACACCACGACUCCCCUGUUAAACCCGAUUCCUCGGCCCAUGAAAACAGCCUUCGUGGAGGCUCUGUAUUAGGCUCGUAUUCUUCAUCCAGUGGGUCUCCUUCACUGGCACCUUCGCUUAACCAUCCUAACCUCAUUGGUGCCACUUUGGCUGCUGCUACUACUACUGGAGGCUUAGGGUCUGAAACACCUUCACCCACUGCCGGCUCAUCGCCCCCUGGUAGUAAUGGUCGAUAUGAUACAUAUACCAGUACUCCUAAUGCUACCCCUGCGAGAAAGUCCGCAGCCGGCCGACCCGAUCGAGUGUUUACUUGCAAAAUAUGUAACAGAAGUUUUGGUUAUAAGCACGUUUUGCAAAAUCACGAGAGGACGCAUACGGGAGAAAAGCCUUUCGAGUGUAAAGAGUGCCAUAAGAGAUUUACUCGGGACCAUCAUCUCAAGACACACAUGCGGUUACACACAGGUGAGAAGCCUUACCACUGUACCCACUGCGAUAGGCAUUUUGUACAAGUUGCCAACCUUAGAAGACACCUUAGGGUUCAUACAGGGGAACGCCCAUAUGCAUGUGAACUUUGUGCUUCCAGAUUCUCAGAUUCUAACCAACUAAAGGCGCAUAUGCUCAUCCAUAAAGGAGAAAAACCCUUCGAAUGCGUAAGGUGUUGCGGGAGGUACCGAAGACGCCAUCACCUAAUGCAUCACAAGUGCCCUAACGAUCCUGACAGCGAUAAACGUUCUGAUGCCAUCCAGUUUGGAGAGACGACAUUUGCCGAAAGUGAUACCUACUCCAUGGGACCAGAGGAUGACGAAGAGGAUGACUUUGCCGACGAAGACCUGCAACCUCCAGCGACACUGCUAGAAGAAGAGACUCUUCCUCUGGAAAAGCGCCGGGAGAGAAAGAGUCGUGACCCUAGGCGAGUGAUUACUCAUCCGAUGAUCAGUCUGAUGGGCAAUGAGCGACUGGUCGACACGAACCAUCUCCUCAGAGGUUUACAUUCUACUCUUCCUGAACAGACAGAGCCUGAAGAUCUCAGCGUAGCAGGAUCUCGGAGUCGCGAUCGCAAUUACUCUGGGAUGUCUGCAGGGUCUAGUGUCACCAAUUACCCUGUUGGGGACCUGGAUUACUCUCGAGACUCACUUGGUGGCUCUCGCGAAGAAGACGCUGCCAGUGAAGGUGGUGACGACACCAGGUUUUCCCGUCAUAGCGACGAAGAGGAAGCAAUAGCCUCGCGUUCAUGAAACCACCUCUUAUUUUUAUAGCAGAGGCUUUCUGUUUCGUCUCAUGACAAUAAUAAGUAAAAACCAAGAGACUUUUUGCAGUUUGGAAAGAAGAAAGAUUUCAGUGGUCUUCAGCUCUGCACGUAGCCUUCGCCCUCAUUGGUGCACCCAUGUGACACUGCCAAGGUGCUGUGUGUCACUCUCGUCCACCACCCGUUGCCCCUUGUUGGAGUUAAUAGAAUAUUUAUAUAUUGGGCAGCUGGUGACGGACAGGGAUCCAUCCACAUCCUUGUUGUAAUAUAGUCUAACUCUCCUUUAAAGAAAGCACCUUUUCUUUCAAACUGGAUAAAUAGUUUUAUUAUCUACAAUCAUACAGCUUCUACUACUACCACUACUAUUACUACACACUUUCUCUUCUUCUCAAAUAAACUGUUCUCCCCCUAAUCAUCCACUUCAUGCAUCGGGUCCCAAUACUUCAUUUGAAUAAGUGAUCUAUAACCCGCCAUUGGUUAGAUGAUCAGUAGUAUCUAUCUAUUCUUGUGUGCCGUGAUCCCAACAUAGGUCGUUACUAUUAUUAGUCAUUCCAAUUCACAGGGAAAUGUACACUUUCGUACAUGAAACGAAGGGAUUUAGUUAUUAUUAUCACUGUGAGUAUGGAAGUCGAAUAUGUUUUCAAUCAUCAGAUUUUACUGUUCACUGCCAUUAAAAGACAGAUUGCUUAAAAAUAGAGAUUUUGUUGUUUAAUUGUGUUAUGGAUAAUAUUUUAUAAAUAGUCUGAUAUUAACCGUUUAAGCAGUCUUUUUUCUUAAAAUAACUAGUGAACUCGGGUUAAUUAAAACUCUUACCUUAAGAAAAAAGACGUCGCACCAUUUGAGGUAAGACAAACUUCUCUAUAAUUAUAGUGUUGGAGCCUAUUCAAAGAGAAUGUGACACUGCUGUUUUGGAGUAUGAAAUGACGUGGUUAGAAUCAACUAGGAAACGAUAAUGUAGAUUGCUUUCUAGCCCAGGAGGUGUACUGUAAGGAUAGGUGAAUCAUUUCACACUACGAAAUCAUCCUGGCUCAAAUCAUUAGUAACCCUCCCGAAAGACAGUACAAACAUUCCAAGGUUAUAUUAUAUAUAUGCUAUUUUAAGGCAAACGAAGAUAAAAGUUCUAGCUUAUCGUACCAAACACCCCUGAAUGCACCAAACCACCAGUUUAGGUUAAGAAUGCAUGUUAGUAAAGAGGGACUGCUUGAGAGAGAGAGAGAGAGAGAGAGAGAGAGAGAGAGAGAGAGAGAGAGAGAGAGAGAAAAUGCCACUAAUGGAAAGCCAUACCAGCAGGCCAAGUCAUUACCCGACUGUUCCACCCAACCUUCUCGCAAAACUUACUGUAAUCUUACUCUAGCUUCACUCAGGUCCUCCGACUGUGUCCCUCCUUUUCUGACGUUCCCUCGCCCUUCCCCGCCCUUAGAAGAUGACGCUGGGCGGCGGCGGGGGCGGCGGAGGGGUUCGGGACGAAGGAAGGGAGAAGUGAUGCAUACCAGGGUGUAUUCUCUCUAAGACCUUUGCCAGAAAGGCAUGCUGUCCGGAGGACAAUGGGCGGGAAGAGUAUGAAGUGUGACAGAGGAAGAUGAAUGGGGGAGAGAGGAAGGGAGGAAGGGGGGACAGGCUUUAAUCAAAAUGUGCAAAUCUCGAUGGAGGUUUUCUUCGAAUAGGAAUGGUUCCACCCAGGUAUUCUCCGUAACUAGACCUGGGGUGAACACAAUCAGCCUUGUGCUUGUUGUUUGUUUCUUUGUAGAACACUUCCAAGGACCGAGAAGCAGCUGUCAUGAGAUGAGGCUUAUGUCUCUGUCUGUCUGUCCAAAAUGUCUGAUUUCAAUCAUGAGUUACAUGUGCAAUCUGCUUAAAAAAAGUUGCUAAAGCACUGACGUCAGAUGUAUUUCCUCAUGAACUGGGAAAAAGAUACUACCUCUGUCAGUUUACUAGAUAAAAAACGGCAAUUUCACGUAUAGAUUUCAGGGGAGACAGUGAUUGCCAGUACUCAGCAAAAGUUAUUAAUAGAUAGAUAUCAGGAACACCACACGCAACUUCCCAGAUAAUGUUUGAAAUAAAUCACAGAUUCGAACUGUGUCCACGAACUCACAGGGAAAAAGGCAGACAAGUGGAAAUGCGCGAGAUUAACGCCUCUCCUCACUGAUUUCCAUCUUAAUCCUCCACCCUGCAUUCACCUCUGCUAGCAUAGGGGAACCGAGUCCUCUCACACAAACAAAAAUAGUAGGCCGUUGGAAGGAAGGAAGGGGCUGUCCAACUUGCCACUCUAUACUGGUGCGAGACAUCGUGAAGUUGUUGGUUUGAUGAAGUGUGUGUGUGUGUGUCAGAGAGAGAGAGAGAGAGAAAGAGAGAGAGAGAGAAAGAGAAAGCUAUUUUCCGUUUAAAUCUUUUUUAGAGUAAUUGUAAAGAAU